This is a messenger RNA of Cyphellophora attinorum, 1026 nucleotides long. RefSeq lists its product as uncharacterized. The transcript has 4 exons. Gene Ontology annotation, biological process: cytoskeleton-dependent cytokinesis. The record is from RefSeq and is a predicted model, not a curated record. The coding region runs from base 1 to 1026 and encodes 341 amino acids. Gene Ontology annotation, cellular component: cell division site; septin complex; septin ring. Gene Ontology annotation, molecular function: GTPase activity; GTP binding; molecular adaptor activity. Lineage: Eukaryota; Fungi; Ascomycota; Eurotiomycetes; Chaetothyriales; Cyphellophoraceae.
AUGACCAUGGCGAUGCACCAGGGAAAUGCGGUCUUCCCCCGGAGUCAUGUCGGUUUCGACAGCAUCACUCAACAGAUUGAGAAGAAGCUGUUGAAGAGAGGCUUCCAGUUCAACGUCAUCUGUGUUGGUCAAACUGGACUGGGCAAAUCGACAUUGAUCAACUCGCUCUUCGCAUCCCACCUCAUCGACUCAAAGGGUCGCAUGCGGCCAGACGAGUCCAUCCGGUCCACCACCGAGAUUCAGACAGUAUCGCACAUCAUUGAGGAGAAUGGCGUCCGACUACGGCUCAACAUCGUUGACACCCCAGGCUACGGCGAUCUCGUCAACAAUGAUCGAUGCUGGGAUCCCAUUGUCAAGUACAUCAAGGACCAGCACUCAGCGUACCUGCGAAAAGAGCUCACCGCCCAGCGAGAACGGUACAUUCAGGACACUCGCAUUCACUGCUGCUUGUUCUUCAUCCAACCCUCCGGCCAUGCUCUCAAGCCGAUCGAUAUUGUCGUCCUCAAGAAGCUCUCCGAUGUGGUCAACGUGGUACCCGUUAUCGCAAAGGCCGAUUCUCUGACGUUGGAGGAGCGUCGCGAGUUCAAGGAGAGAAUAAAAGAGGAAUUCGCCUUCCACGGCAUCCGCAUGUACCCAUACGACAACGACGAGCUUGACGAUGAGGAACGUGCCACCAACGCGACCAUCAAGGACAUUAUCCCCUUUGCAGUCGUCGGCAGUGAGAAGUCGAUUGUGGUUAAUGGCAAACAAGUCCGCGGCCGACAGAACCGGUGGGGCAUCAUCAACAUCGAGGACGAGAACCACUGCGAAUUCGUCUAUCUACGGAACUUCCUCACCCGAACACAUUUGCAAGACCUCAUCGAGACGACGAGCCAGAUCCACUACGAGACUUUCCGUGCCAAGCAACUGCUGGCCCUCAAGGAGAGCAGUGCCGCCGGCGGCAUGUCCAGUAGCAGACCCAUCUCGCCAGCAGCCGAACGCGAGUUGAGCAGGAACUCUCAGCGAAUGACUAUGAACGGAUAUUAG